GGUGACGUCACGGGGCUGCGGCGCGUGCGGCACUGGCGCUCUCUACGCUGAGGUCGCGACCAGUGGGAGAGAGGGAAGCUCGGCGAAAGUCUUUCAACGAAACCUUAUACAGCGGCAUUAAUGUUUUAAUAGAACCAGGUCGUCCGCACCGUCCAGCGCCGCAGGCCGCGGCCGAACCCCCGGUAGAAGUGUUCGACUAUCCGCGGAAGUGGUUUGGGCUUGAAAAGUUGUGUUUGGGUGAACUUGUCCCGAGUUGUUGUGGCGGAUGCUAGCGACGGCUGACCGCGAAAAUGCCGCCGCCGCGUCCGUUUCCUCGGCUCUGACCCAGCUCCGCGUUCUCCAGAGGAAGGGAGGAAGACAACGGGGAAUAAGAAAGGUAAUAUAGAAAUAUAGAAAUAAACAGAAAGAGGAGAAAUGGCCGAGGCUCGGUCUGAAGAGGAGGAGGAAAACAUGAUGAGAGACACCAGGGAACAAGUGGUCCGACGGCCGCCGAACAGAGAUCGUCCUGACAGACGUAAGCCAGAGCAACGUCACAGCCAAGGUCCUCUCUCCUCGAUCAGAGCAGUCAUCAAGAGAACCUCUAACAGGUCAACUUCUCAGUCUGAGACAUCCAGAGACAGAGAUAGAGAGAGAGAAAGGGAGAGAGACAGAGACAGAAGACGACCGGAGAUCACCAUCCUGUCUGCAGAGCCUCUGCCCUCUACAGCCUGGUUUCCUGGAGCAUCUGCAGGAAUCCCACCUCCCCCUCCUCCUGCUGCACAGAUCUGGGGAGCCACAAUCCCUCCUGCCAUACAGCCUCCUCCUUCCUAUGAGGAGGUGAUCAAAGAGAAGAGGCAGGAGCAAGCUUCUCUUCCCUCAUUAGCCCCAUCCUCUUCCUCAUCCCAUCCAGGUUCUACCAUAACAAUUGCCACCCAAACAGACCCAGGAAGUGACCCAGGUCGUCUAAAUUCACAAGUGGGACGACCAGUGAGACCAUCACGGCCGCCUCUGCCUUGCCCUCCCAGAUCAUCUCAUGUUGAUAACAACAGCAGCAUCGCCAGCCAGUUGACCCUCACGCCCAGUGACACCAACAGCGUGGUACCAGACACACCCCUUGAGACGGUCACUAACCCCUCUGCACACACACAAUGCUGUGACCCCCUCAAUGACCUUUGUUUACCUUUGACUUCAAAAUGUGCUCAGACUGAGCAGUUGGCUCCUGUUUGUGUGGAAGCUCCUUCUACAACUUCAUCUGAUGUUGUAUUGGAGCGGCCAAGGCCACGCCCUCGUUCUAAGCUUGGUAUUCAGCGAAUGAGCAACGAGGUCAAAGUUCAGACUUUGGUGAAAUUGCGUGAGGAUGGUUUAGCUACACUAGCAGCCCGUGCAGCAGGUGACACGACAAACCAAGAAGCGAAUCAGGGGAAGUACCUGCAUGAACUACUCGAAGCCUUCAGCUCAGACGACUGGGGCUUCCCUGAGCAGCACAGUGACGGCAGUGAGAACAGCCAAUCAGAGAGUGAGGAAGACGAGGAGGACAUGGCAGCUCUAAAAGCAAGGAUACAAGCCUUUGAGCAGCAGCAGCAGCAGCCGGUGGCUGAUGGGAACAGUGAUAAAGAAUUAUCAGUCACAAAGAGGCCUGAACCACGUCCUCGUCCUCGCCUUCAUCCCACUAAAUCUGCUCCGCCCAGCAUCGCCCCAAAACCCCAAACCUUUUCUCCUACCCCCAAACCAUCCAGCCAGGUGUGGGAAGAUAGAGCCCUGACCUCUGACCCUGGUGUCACUGAGACAUUGAAAACAACUGAAACCGCGUAUAUAGGUGUAGAUCCUGCUGCAGAAACAUCAGCCUCUUCUGCCCUAAAAGAAGCUACUGCUCCAGUACCAGAACCCGGCAAAUCUAAUGAAAAACCCGCUGUAGCACCAAAGCCCCAGUCUGUAGAAACCAUCCCUUCUAGUUCCCCUGCUCCUGUCCCAGCACCCCGGCCUCCACCACCCAAGCUUACUCCGACUUCCUCCACUGUCAACCCCAAACCUCCACCUAGACCAACAGUUGCCCCCAGGGUCAGCGUGGGGUCACCACACCAGGAUAAGGGUGCAGCAGCAGAGCAACCUGGCCCCACUCUGCCCCCAAGACCCUCAAUGGAGGUCAGCAGAGGUGGAAGUAAUGAGGUGCAGGACAAGGCAACCAGCACUGUGAAAAGUGGAAGUGGUCGUCCACUCAUUCUGAACAAGCCGACAGUGCUGUCCUCACCACGCAGAGUUAGCGCUCCAGCUCUGAGCCCCAAACCCACUGGAGCUCCACCUGCGCCUCCAGACCCGAACCCAGUCCCAAACAAACCUGCAGCUUUUGCCCAAGUCACAGCCUCUAAACCUUCAGGACCAGUUGUUGCUCUAGACCCAGGCAUCAAACCUGUAACUCCAGCGUGUGGUCCUGCUCCAGCUUUAAGGAAAGGUCCUGUGAUUCAGACCAAACCUGAAGCCACAAACCCGGUGAACGCCACAGAGCCACCGCUUCCUCCUCGGCCUUCAAGUGGGAAAUUCCUCCCACUUCGUCCUCCACCAAUUAAGUCCAUCCCUGGACGACCACCGCCUCCAGCCUUUAACUCCACUUCAAGCCCAGUUUGUCCUGCUUCCAAAGGCAGCCCUCCAACCUCGACUUCUCCAGCCAGUCAGCCUUCACAGACCAGGUCAUCUUCACCUUCAUCAACUAAGCAAAAUCAGAAGGCACCAAAGAAGGGCCCCCCACUGCCCCCACGCCCUAAACCUGGACACCCGCUUUACACCAGCUACGCAAAACAGGAAGUCCUGAUCGUUCUGGAUGACCCCACCCUGGAGCCAUCAGAGCAAACAUCAGAUGAAGGAAAGAGUCAAAGCACUGUCACUCCACUCAUCAGUCAAUCACAGUGUCUUCUGGACCUGGACAUCCAGCCAGUGCCUCUGCCCAGUCCAGACAGCCCAUCCAAACCUGCCUUGGAGGAUCUCAACCUGUCAGACUCCCAGUCCAUCCUGCCUGUUGACUCAGCUGAGCAGAAAGAACAGCCAGACUGCCCUACUGUCAGUGGUCCUCGGUGUGAGGCCCUGUUUGACUAUGAGGGGGAGGAGGAUGACGAGCUCACCUUCUCCCAGGGCGAUGUCAUUGCACUUCUUGAGCACAUCAGUGAAGAGUGGGGGCGGGGUGAGAUCCAUGGUCAAAUCGGAAUAUUUCCUCUGAACUUCACCAAAGUGGUGGAGAGACUCCCACAGCCUGUGUCAUCACCGGAGGAAACAACAGAAAGCACAUCUGCUAGUACAGAGCUGGUAGAAGGUUCCGCACCAAAGACAAUGGAGCAGCCAGUCUCAGAGACAGAAGAGUGGGUGGUUGCCCUGUUCGACUUCACUGGACAGACUACAGAGGAUCUGUCUUUCCACAAGGGGGCGGUGAUCCAUGUGUUAGAGCACAUCGAUGCAGAGUGGAGGAGAGGAAGGCUGGAGGGUAGAGAGGGCCUUUACCCCGUUGCCUUCACUCAGCCCUGCUCAGUUCAGCCAGUUCCCCACCAGCAGCCACUGGGAAUGGCAAAGGCUCUGUUUGACUUCACAGCAGAGAGUGAUGAUGAGCUCACACUAAAGGUUGGGGACAUCAUAACACAGGUGGAGCCGAUGGAUGAGCAGUGGGUUUUAGGAGCUGUGGGCGGGAAGCACGGGAUUAUACCGAAGAGCUACAUUUCACUUCUCUGAUGAUUCCAGCCAUACUGUGUAAAGUUUGGGGGGUUGAACCUACACCCUCCCUCAUCUGUCAAGACUAGUGUUUUUCUGGGCUGUCUGAGUUCUCAGCGCAUAUGGAGCCACGUGCAUCCAACAUAUUGGAGGUCCGGAGUUUCAGUGUUUUUUCAAAAACUGAACAUUUACGUUUUUUAGGCACAAAUGCCUGGUUGCCUUUUUAAAUGUGUGUUUUGCUGACUAAAUUGAAAACUCAAGAACACAAGACUUUGCCUCACUUACUGUUGUCAUGAUGACUAAGAAUGGGAUGGACCAGUUGCCUUAAGGACUUUUCCCCCUCCAUCUUCUGCUGGACUCUGGCACAUUUUCAUGAGAAGUUGGUUUAACUUUUGUGGGGGCUAUUCUGCUUUAGACUAGUGAAACGUUCUAAUUGAUCUCUAUGAUAGGAAUAAGGGGAAAUUGCUGGAUUCCUGCAUCCUAGAGCCACAUUUAGUUCACAUUUAGUAGCUGGUUGCUGUUUUUUUUAACACAUCUGUUGUGUCAGGCUUGUGAAAAGCCAGAGCUCACAGGUUCAGAGAUGAGAACACGUUUCAGCUAAUGCCGUUAAAACUACAUUUAUGUUUCACCAGAAGGUUAUUCUCACCAGGUUAUUCCCACCGUGAGCCAGAGGAGAUUAGAACGCUGAAUAAUGUGGAGCUUUAAGAUGGAUGACUGCCAGGUCACACGGCUUAGUAGUUGCUCUGUCCACAGAGAGGCUGAAGGCAGUGAGUGUGAGGUGAGUGGAUGCAGGGUCUUCACUGUCCAGAUGGCUUGGUGCCACCGGUGUGAAGCAAAGGGCUGUUUUUUUAAACACUAAGAAAUGAUCCAAGACUUAAAACCCCCUGAAACAAACCCCAUAGGACAUUGUUUCAUUCUGUGAUGCUGUUGCUACACGUUGUCGUACUGUACAUUUUUUUGCAUGUUUCUUGCUGAUCAGGUUCAUUCCAUUAUUUUCUGUGGGCUUCUAAUUUACUUAACAAAUGUCACUGCUAGGUUUCAUCCCUAAUCUACAAAUGAAUUACCAGUUACCUACGUCAUGUGUCAUUCUCUAAAUGCUUUCAGCAACAACUAAAGGGCAGCUCACUAAGCUAAUGACACAUAAUGACUAGUAAUGGAGCUCAAAAUACACUACAAAUCUACACGGCUUAUUGGGCCAGAAGCUUCUGGGUUCAAAGCCGGGUCUAGACGUUUACCAAUGCAUUCAAGCUUCAUUCUACUGAACCUGCGUCUUUUAAUCAAAUGCCCCUGUUGCCGUUCAGACAUUGGUCGUUUACACCUAAAGUUUAAAUUAAAUGUGUUGUUACUGGAGCAUCACUCCCGUCCAUCGUCAUUAUGCCGCCGUCUGUCAUAUUAAAAACAUUAAAGAUUGUUUUUUAUUGCAGCCAGAUGACUGUGAAUGAAUGAGUGUGACAGUAGAAUCCGUGUGAUACCUUGAUCAGUUUCACAUUGCCUUGUGAAAUCAGUGGAGUUCUGAGGGUAACGCAGUGGAUCGCACUUUGUUCAUCAAUGGUGAACCUGAAUGCAAGAUGUUUGGAGGUUGUCAAAUUGAUUAUUGAAGUCAUUGGCGGUAAAUCUGUAAAGAUUUCUCAUUUUUUAGUAUGUGCACUUUAAAAUAACAGAUGGGAGUUUACCUUUUCAUGUAAAUGUUUCAUGAUCAGACAUCACAUGGAAUUUGGUGGCAGCCUGUCAGAGAAAAGUUUCAUGUGGCAAUAUUAACCAUCAGAGGGUAAAGUAAUGGCCCUAACACUCAUUUGUGAGCAAGUUUGAGUUAGUGUGUGUGUGAGAGAGAGAAUUACAAAGAAACUGGCACAAUUCACAGAUUUGUAAUAGGUAUUUUAUGUAUAACCACACAUUCCAAAGUUUUCAUGCAAAUAAAAUUUAAAACCUUU
Molecule: messenger RNA, 5600 nt
Organism: Betta splendens (Siamese fighting fish)
Lineage: Eukaryota; Metazoa; Chordata; Actinopteri; Anabantiformes; Osphronemidae
Product: SH3 domain-containing protein 19-like
Exons: 17
Coding region: 415-3690 (1091 amino acids)
Biological process (GO): protein transport to vacuole involved in ubiquitin-dependent protein catabolic process via the multivesicular body sorting pathway
Cellular component (GO): ESCRT-0 complex
Molecular function (GO): protein binding
Source: RefSeq, a predicted model, not a curated record